Triplophysa dalaica is the source of this 2391-nucleotide messenger RNA. RefSeq names its product patatin-like phospholipase domain containing 8 (gene pnpla8). Lineage: Eukaryota; Metazoa; Chordata; Actinopteri; Cypriniformes; Nemacheilidae. The record is from RefSeq and is a predicted model, not a curated record. Gene Ontology annotation, cellular component: membrane. Gene Ontology annotation, biological process: arachidonate metabolic process. Bases 1 to 2391 code for a protein of 796 amino acids. The transcript is spliced from 11 exons.
AUGUCGCGUAUCAGGAACACACUUGAUACAGUCACAAAGGCUGUGAGCGGAACGGUGAAUACUGAGCUCCUCUCCAAGAUCACGCGCUUCAAAGCCGGUGCCACCCAGAGCAAAGUCGAAUGUCCUGAGGUGGGAGCUGGGGCUGUUAUGACCAUGGCAGCACCUGAUCCACCAAAGGUGAAACAGGUGGAAAAAGAAGCCCCAAAACCUAGCGACCUGUCCACUAACAUCGGGAACACAUCUAACGCAGUUGCAAAGCAGACGCUGCAACGUUUCCAGCCUGCUGCUUUUGCCACGAACAUGGAUGAAACAUACAGUCACCUGGCCGAACACGUCAACACAUAUUUUGGGAGCGACACACGAGAUGACAAGAGAUCGCAGGGUAGAGAAAAUACGAUCCCUGCUGCUACUCAGUCUAGUUCUCAAGGUGGUGGCCAGGAUCACACCCUCUUGGCAGCACCAGUAUCCCAUGGAGCUAAACCAGAAACGCCCCCUCUUCCACCUGUCAAUGAUCAGCAUAGUUCUGUGAAGAGUUCAAAAGCACCUCCUGCGGCUAAAGAGGAGGCUAUCCCAAUAUCUCCAAGAAAAGGCAUCAGUCAUUAUUUGUCAUACCCCAGGCCAAGUGUGCAGGCUUUUGUGGGUAACUACAUCACUCCCCUGGUUCCAAAGUUUAAAGCAGAUUCAAAGAGCGGUGGAACAGUGGAGAAAGACAAAACAGUUGGAUCAGAGCUGGCAGUAUCUCAGGAAGCAAAGAGUGCAGAAACCAAGGAGCAGAAAGAGGCGGAGGAGAAAGCUAAGAGGCUACUAUCUCAAAGAGAGAAGAUUAUAGCACGUGUGAGCGUAGAUAACAGAACCAGAGCGUUGGUCAAGAGUCUUCAAAGAGUCACUGAUGUGAAGAUCACCAUCACUAGGGUGGAGGAACUGAGCUUCCACCUGCUGGAGUUUCCUGAGACCAGAGGAGUGGCGGUCACUGAGAAGGUUAUCCAGUGUCUUCUGCGUUUGAGGCAAGCUCGAGACUCCCAUCUGCAGGCGGCUGUGAGACAGGCUCUGGCCCUGGUGGGCUACAAUGACCCGGUCAAAGGCAGGGGGAUACGUGUCCUCUCUAUCGAUGGAGGCGGAACCAGGGGAUUAGUUGCAUUGCAAGCUUUGCACAGACUGGAGAGUUUAACUGGGAAGCCCAUCUACCAGCUGUUUGACUACAUAUGUGGAGUUAGUACAGGUGCCAUCCUGGCCUUCAUGCUGGGAGCAUUCCAGAUCCCUCUGAACGAGUGUGAGGAACUGUAUCGGAAGUUGGGAUCUGAUGUCUUUAAGCAGAAUUUAAUAGUGGGCACAGUGAAGAUGGGAUGGAGUCACGCAUACUACGACAGCCAGAUCUGGGAGGAGAUCCUCAAGGAAAGAAUGGGUCCCGGUCUAAUGAUUGAGACUGCCAAAAACCCUAACUGCCCCAAGGUGUCAGCAGUGAGCACCUUGGUGAACAGAGGCCUACCAUUGAAGGCAUAUGUCUUCAGGAACUAUAACUUCUUGCCUGGCGUUCGCUCGCACUACCUGGGCGGCUGCCAUCACAAGAUGUGGCAGGCCAUCCGGGCCUCAUCCGCUGCUCCGGGCUACUUCCAGGAAUUGGUUCUAGGAAACGACCUCCAUCAGGAUGGUGGACUCCUGAUCAACAACCCCACGGCUCUGGCUAUCCACGAGAGCAAGUGUCUAUGGCCCAACACGCCGGUGCAGUGUGUUGUGUCUCUGGGCACAGGCCGGUACGAGACAGUCACCAAGAGCGGCUCCAGCACUUACACCAGCCUGAAGACCAAACUUACCAACGUCAUAAGCAGCGCUACAGACACUGAAGAGGUGCACACGAUGUUAGACGCCCUUCUUCCCCCCAACACCUACUUCCGCUUCAACCCUUACAUGAGCGAAGACGUCCCAUUGGACGAAAACCGUCAAGAACGGCUUGACUUCCUGCAGGCCGAGAGCCGUCGCUACCUGGAACGCAAUGAGAACAAGAUGAAGAAAGCGGCCAGCGUGCUCGCUCAAGAAAAGAGUGUUGUUCAGAAAUUGGCCGAAUGGGCGCAACUUAAAGCUGACUUAAUCGGCGUUGCAUCGCUGCAGCUGCGCCUGCACGGAGCUUGCGCGGGACGGCGCUGCGCGUUUGACAGCAGAAGCGCGCUCGAGGAGAAAGACAAGCGCGCAACCACAGGCUGCGGUACGCGCGGACAGAACAGCAGAGCACAGCCGCUUCAGUCCCGUGCCACCGGACCGGUCGAGGAUUCAUCACUGGAACCGGAUGAGGGGCAUCCAGUCGCGCUUCUCCCAUGGCAACCGAUGAUGAUGCGGAUUUUCGCCGAGAUGUGGCAUCACAAAGGAUGCGUUAUGAAUCAGGAGUAUUACGCGUAA